Messenger RNA from Paramuricea clavata, 624 nucleotides. The record is from the annotation of a GenBank genome assembly. NCBI's taxonomy places the organism in Eukaryota, Metazoa, Cnidaria, Anthozoa, Malacalcyonacea, Plexauridae.
AUGAACGGUGAGUUGCAGUAUGUGGAGAAGUUGCCCGUUGAUAACCCGAUUCUAUGUGCGGCAGUAUCACCUUGUAACUCAAUCAUUCUUAUGGCUAGCUCGGAAUUAACUUUUCACGUAUGGAGAAAGGAUCAAACCUCACAGCCUCUUCACUGGGUAGCUUCAAACACUGGAAAACUCUUUUCCCGUAUGGAAGGCAGUAAAGAAAGCGUCUUUAACUGCAAAUGUUGCAUCACAAGCGACAGCACUAAAGGAGUUUUGGCGUUGUAUUUUUGUGAAAGAUUGAUCACAAAGUAUCCCGUAUUAUAUUAUUUCAUUCUUGACGAUUUAAACUCGAAGAUCAAGAAGAGGAUGAUUCAAUGCCAUAAUAUCAUGCUUGAAAAUAUCUCAAAUUUGGGCGAAUUAUAUGUCGGCAAUUCGUAUUGUAUUGUCGUUGAAUACGGCAGGGAUCCCUGGUUCGGAGCAUUAAGAUUAGCAACUGCCGAAUACGCAGCAGAAUGGAAGAUCUUUCGUGAGUUACGUUGUUUCCCACUCAUUGGAGCGCAUUCUAAAAAUGAUCUUGUUGCUGUUAUCACACAACGUCCUGCUAGUGUUCAGUUUUUAAAAAUUGUCGUUCCAGAGUGA